Brassicogethes aeneus is the source of this 2010-nucleotide messenger RNA. NCBI's taxonomy places the organism in Eukaryota, Metazoa, Arthropoda, Insecta, Coleoptera, Nitidulidae. The record is from the annotation of a GenBank genome assembly.
GCGAACCUCAGUUCAAUUGUUUCGUCACUCGGCUUUGAAGCGUUGCAGAGAGAACAACUACUGCAGAUCAAGUCGCCUGUGCAUUUGAUUUGAUAUUUAUAACCUUAAAAUUGGUGUUGAGUGUUUCGUAUCGUGAUUUAUGUGUUGUGGAUUUAUUCUAUAUUGGAUUAAGUGCAAUAUGUUGAGUUAUAUCAACUGGAGGAGAAAAUAAUAGACUGAUUUGGAAAGCUGGGUAUGGCAUUGUCGUGCAAUGUUAGGCUGUAGUACGGUAUGUCCCAAUUGCCAGCACGAGUUCCCCUGUUGCCCAGCGCAACAAGAGCCGCAAUGCUGCGCCAACCGAACCAACCCCAUGUUCGCGCAGCUGGGCGCGCUCGCGCAGCACCCCGCCUUCGCGCAGCUUCAAGCGCAGCUGCAAGCGCAGCAGAUAUCGAACAUGAUGCGCACGCCGCUGCCCAGCCUGCUGGCGGCGCAGCAGAGGAGCAACCUCAGCUUCAACAUGAACCUGAACCUGCCGUUGAGCUUGCCCGGGAGCGGCUGCGCCUCCCCGCAAGUCUCCCCGAGUGCGCCGCUGAGUUUCAUCAUCCCUUCGAUCGCCGGCGCCCCCUUGCAGCUAACGAAGCCGCCCGUGAUCGUGAAACCGGAAAUAGAGCUGCAACGACUAAGCAUCAUAGUGGAGGAGCUGCGGCUUUCCGGGUUCUACUACGAAGGCAUCUCCUUCGAGCAAGCUAAUGCUUUGUUGAAGGACAGCGAAGUGGGGACUUUCUUGGUGCGCAACAGUUCGGACCCGCGUUUUCUCUUUUCCUUGAGUGUGCAGACUGAUAAGGGACCGACUUCGGUGCGUUUGUACUACAUCAACGGGUACUUUAGACUGGACGCUCAGCAACAUCUGCAGGCUGUGAUGCCGAUGUUCCCGAGCGUAGUCGAGUUGGUGCAGCACUACGUCGCUCAAAGUAAAGUGAGCAAUAACGCGCAGGUGUGGGUGGACCCGGAAGGCAAAUGGUACUCCAGCAUAAUCCUGGAGAAGCCUCUCAUUCACAAAGCUGAACCUUGUUCCUUGAAGCACCUGGCCAGAGUGGCGGUGCAUAAAGCUCUAAAAAAAUCGAUAAAACCAAAAUUAACGAUUCUACCCGAGCCCCACAAUCAAUUGGAUCUGCCCAGCAGCCUCAAGAAGUACCUAUCCGAGUACCCGUACUUCUUAUAACGCGUGCGGCACUAAUAUCAGUACCAUAUACAUACUGAUGGACACCAUUCAAGUAUUCUAAAUGAAUUAGGUUAAUUCGCGCUCUGACGUCGUCCCAAACUGCCUGUCAUCAUUUACCAGUUAAAAUUAUUUGGAUCGGCAUCAUUCUAUAGAAAAUGAUUUUUCAUUGGUUAUUUUAAAUACAUUCCAUGUUUCCGAAUUCUGUCUAUUAGAAGAUAUGGGGUUUUCCGUUGAAAAUUUGACAUUCUUUGGGUUACCACCUUAGGAAGAAACAAUACCACCAACUAUCGCUGAUCCGAAUAUUCGAAGAUUUGAGUUUUCAUCAUCAUAGGAAGAAACAAUGAACCAAUCAGACCGCGAAAUCAUUUUCUAUAGAAGCGCCCCCUAUUGUUAAUAAUAAUAAUAAUCUUUGGGCCACAUUGGUCCAUGUAAAUAGUGCUUAAUACUACGUUGUUUUAUUUUUUAUACUGAUAUUUAUUGUAAUAUAACUAUGAGCACCUUCAUUUAUUUAUUGACCGUUCAUCCGCAUUUAUUAUAGGUAAUAUAAUCUCAAACCUAUGUAUGUAAUUUUUAUUAUUUAUUCUAUGUACUAGUUUUAUGCUACCUACUACUCAUUUAAAUAGUUUUUUAAAUGCAAAAUCUAGUCUGAUGUUUUUUUUUAUAAUUUGAUUUAAUUGUAAAUACUAACGUUGAGAUUAACAGACUAAGUAUUUGUAAAUAAGUGGAUGUAUUUAUUUUUUUAAGAGAAUAAUCGAAUUCUAGCAAAAGUAUUUAUUUCUUUAGCAAAAAAAUUAAAUUAUUUAUUAUAA